AUGCUGACGCCUUCUUCGCUGCUUUCGAUGUUGCUGUCAUGGCGAACGCUCUUUAUUUUAUUCGCUUAUGUCAACAAAAAGUCCCUGCCUUUUGGGUGGACAGCGAGUGUAACAUGGGCUAUCGUCAAAAACCUGCGGCGCAAUCCAUCCCAAUUCAUAUUUGACUCGAAUAAGCCAGUCGACGUCAAAGGCCAUCCUACCCACCCCGUCUUUGCUGUCGCGACAAUGAACACCUACACGUCUCUUUUGGAAACAGACUACAACAUCCACAAGUCCAACAGCACGUAUUAUGCCGACAUGGAUAUUUCGCGCACACACUGCGUCACGCGGCUGUACACACCCGGUAACAAGAUUGUGAACAAGGAACUCGACGAGGAAAUCGCCGCUGCUGCUGUCGCUGAGGGCAAGCCACGGCCAACCAAGUCACAACCCUUUUUCAUUGCUCUCGGGGGCGCGUAUUGCUCAUUCAAGCGAGAGCUGAAGCCGUUGGAGAAGUACGACAUCAAAUCAUACAUGGCUGCCUGGGACGAGAAAUGGAUGUAUAUCAUGACCUACUUCAUCAAGCCGGAGAAGAAGAGAGGCGCGGGACCGACAAUAGCGGCGAUUGGUGUGAGCAAGUACUGUAUCAAAAAGGGGCGUCUGACAGUCCCUAUUGAGCGAGUACUUCGGGCUAGUGGAUAUCUGCCUCCUCGGCCAGAGGGCGCAACGCCAGUGCCUGCAGUGCGAGUAUCGGGCAAUGCAUCAACUACUGGCACACCGAAGGACGAGGGUCUUACGUCUGCAGUGGAUGGCGUCAAGUUGGUUGAUGAAAUGUCUAAAUUGGGAAAUCAGGAUUGGGAGAUGGUGCAAAAGCAGAAGACGGAGAACGCAGGGUCGUGGAAUGGAGAAGAGUGGACGUGGGAGCGCAUCGAGGCCCAGCGCAAAAAAGGGCUCGAAUUGAUCCAGGGCUAUAUUGGCUUGGAUAAUAGACUCUACGAUGAUUGGAAUAAUUGA
This is a messenger RNA of Talaromyces proteolyticus, 993 nucleotides long. RefSeq lists its product as uncharacterized. Lineage: Eukaryota; Fungi; Ascomycota; Eurotiomycetes; Eurotiales; Trichocomaceae. Bases 1 to 993 code for a protein of 330 amino acids. The transcript is spliced from 2 exons. The record is from RefSeq and is a predicted model, not a curated record.